This is a messenger RNA of Cicer arietinum (chickpea), 2133 nucleotides long. The record is from RefSeq and is a predicted model, not a curated record. NCBI's taxonomy places the organism in Eukaryota, Viridiplantae, Streptophyta, Magnoliopsida, Fabales, Fabaceae.
GUUUAGAACUUGAGUUCUUUGUAGGAAGCAUGAUCGUAUUUUCUUUGUAAUUCCUGAUUUUGCAUUGUUAGAUGAGUAUUUAUCUUAAACUUUGGUUUAAAUUUUUCAUAGAACCUGUACAAAUUUGUAUAUAAACUUUUCAAAGAUUUUAGCAUGAAUUCAUUCCCCAAAAUCUUGGUACUCAAGCGGUAGUAGUAAGGUAGGCUUGUUUUUUAUCUUCUUUGCUUCUGCUUGGUUCAAGAAUUCAUAAGCUUCUAAAAUUAGUAUACAUGACAAAAAUCAAUCUGAAGUUUUGUAAUUAUAGUUAAAAGUUAAAUGAAUUUAAUCAAAGUUAAAAGUUUUGUAAUAAUAGACUUAUUUCAUGUUUCAACUGUUUAUAUCUGUUUAGUACAAAUAUCUUACCGUUCUUAUAUCGAUCGGCGCAUAGUAAAUCAGCACCAUGAUGAAUUGUGCCAUUGUUCUGUCUGCAACUCAUGACAGGGACAGGGAACAAACCAUCGGUAAAACCGGUGACAUAUUCACAAUGCCUGUUACAUAUAAGCACAGGAAUCCACACACUUUGUAUUGCAAAAAUAUAACAAACAAAACCCAAGAAUGUGUACAGGUGGCUUCUAAGAUGGUGGAGCAGUUAAGUCCCUCACAAUUGAUGCAUUUAAGUCACAAUUGAGAUAUAUCCUUUUGUCCAAUUUAUAAAUUAUGUCCAAUAGGAAAUAUAUUAUGAUUGACAAGGAGAUAACUUUCACAUCUCAAAACAACAUUUUAUAUACAAUACAUAUUCACCCCAAAUGAAAGUAUUUUAUAUUAAACAGACAAUUAUGAACCUGAAGAAUCAACCAUUUGCUGACCAUCAACAAUGACAAUAUGUACCUUCUUGUUCAUUGGAUUUACUUCCACCACUCUAUAUGAAAUAUCAUAAUAAUCUAGAAACGCUAUAUAAAAAGCUCAAUGCAAAAUUCAAUGGUUUGAUCUAGUGGUAAAAAGAUAGGUAUUGGGUUUGACAUGUUGCGGGUUUGAUCUCCGCUUGUCCUAUUAAAGGGAGGCAAAUGUCGUCGUAAGGUUGGACUAGUGCACCAAAUUCUAGAUGUGUAUACCUUUGAUACAUUGGUUGAUGCUUUUUAUUAGGAAAGAAAAGUGAAAAAAGCUAAAAUUGUGGUCGCAGUGACGUUAGAAAUGACAUAAAACUGGAUGUUGUUACAUAUAACACUUUAAUGGAUGGAUAUUGUUUGAUAAAUGAAGUGAACACAGGCAAUAAUAUAUUCAACAUAAUGGUCCAAAGGGAAAUGACUCCUGACAUUCAAAGCUAUAGUAUCAUGAUUAAUGGAUUUUGUAAUAUUAAAAUGGUGGACGAAGCUGUGAAUCUCUUUGAAGAAAUGCAAUGUAAAAAAUUCAUUCUUGAUGUGGUAACUUAGAAUUCUCUUAUUGAUGGUUUGUGCAAAUUUGGGAGAAUCUCACAUGCUUUGGAGCUUGUGGAUGAGAUGCAUGAUAUAGUUCAACCACCUAAUAUACUCACUUACAUGUGGAGUAAACGUGCCUUUAUCUUUUAUUGCAAUAUAAUCACUACAUAUCCACUUGAUGAUUUCACACAUGUAUCCUUGUGGUUCUGUCAUAAACUGAACAAUACAUGAAUUGGUUCACACAUCACACUAAAUUAUACAUAUCUGUGGAAAGAUACAUGCGCGAUCCACGUUUGCAACCUUCAACAUAUCCUGAUGUUCACUCUAUGCCUCAACCAAUCCCACAACAAAAUAUCAUGCACCAAACACGGUCUUUCUCAUCACCACAAUAUUUUCAUGAAGCUGCAGAUAUACCGACUCAAUACUACGUUCCUUCAGUGCCAGUGCCAACAAUACCCUCUCCCAUUAAUCCGACCGAGAGCGGAAUUUUCUAUAAUUUGUUUGGUACUCAUUGCACAACUCCUGAGUCGGCUUUUGCGGCUUUUGAUUCUAUGUAUAAUGUCGAAACUCAAAAUUAUACGGAAGUAGGUGGUAGUGGUUCUAAUUCACAAACAGAUUACAACGAGGAUCAACCACAACAACUUCAAGUUGUUCAGAGAGCUAGACGAGUUCGACGACCGCGUAGAUGUGGAACUGGAGGUCAUUUAGAUGACAAUAAUUAAUUUUCUUUGAUGUAAUU